AUGGCGACGCCUCUCGGCCUUCUGGGCUCCGCGUCGUCGGCUCCUCCCAGCUCGCCGGGGUCUUCGUUUCUGCGUUGUCGAGAGGCGCCAGCUGCGCUCGCGAGGCCCCAGAGCGCGCCUGACUCCUGGGCAUGCAGUCGCCGUCCUGUGGGCGUCGCGUCUCUCCUUUCUUCGCCGUUUCGCGCGGCAGCGGCUCUGACCAUGGCGGCAGCCGUGGCAAGUCAAGCGCCCUCGCUGACUGCGCUCCUCUCCUCCAUGUGCACCCAGUUUGCUCCAGCUCCUGUCGCGCCUCUUGCCUUCUCGCAUCCCUUCCCCGCUGCUUGCCUGCCGAGUACGAGCAAACCUGGCGCGUCCCAUCCUCUCUCUCACGGCGUGCCGACGACCUUUCUAGCCUCACCCACCUGCGCGGCGUCGCCGCUGUCGCUGUCGUCCAUCCUCCAGCAGCCUGCUGGCCGCGGGGGGCCUUUGGCGUCGCCCUCGGCGUGGCAGGGGCGUCUCUUCUCGGUGAUGCCGGCGGCCACUCUCGCGUUGGCGGACCAGGCAGAGAAACCCGAGUCUUUGCGGCACUCCGCGGACGCCUCGCCUUCGCAUCCGGCCUUCGACAUCACCUCGCAAGAGGCGGUUCCAGAGCUGCAUCUGACAGCGACGGAGUACGUCCACAAGAAGACAGGCGCGCGCGUGAUGAGCCUUACCGUGCCUGAGAACGAGACAGAAAAGGUGUUUUGCAUCUGCCUGCGCACGCCCGUGGCGGACUCCACGGGAGUGCCUCACAUUCUCGAACACAGCGUUCUGAGCGGCAGCAACAAGUACCCGCUCAAAGAGCCCUUUGCAGAACUGCUCAAAGGCAGCAUGUACUCGUACUUGAACGCGUCGACGUACCCAGACCGCACCUGCUACCCUGUCGCUUCCGUGAACGACAAGGACUUCUACAACCUCGCCGACGUGUACUUUGACGCUGUGUUCCAACCUCGAGCGAUUCGCGACGAGACCGUCCUGCUGCAGGAGGGCUGGCGGCUCGAAGUCACAUCGGAGGACGCGAAGGCCGAGGGCGACGCCGUGCGACUUCGCGGCGACGGAGAGCUCGACGAGAGCCGGAAGAGAAAGCGGAAACUGGCGUUCCAAGGCGUCGUUCUGAACGAAAUGCGCGGCGUGUACUCCUCCCCAGAGGCUCUGCUCUGGAAGGCCCAGAUGGAGACGCUCUUCCCGGACAUCCCGUCGUACGCCCACGACAGCGGAGGCGAUCCGCAAGACAUCAAAACGCUCACCUUUGACGCUUUUAAGGAGUUCUACAACCGAUUCUACCACCCUUCCAACGCAAAAAUCUUCUUCUGGGGGUCAGACGAUGUCAUGCGGCGCCUUGACUUCGUGGACAAAAACCUGGAAGCUCUGGAAGUCCCGAAGACCUGUAACCGGGCGAUUGAAGCAUCUUCAGUUGUCCCUAGUCAGCCGCUGCUUCCGGCGCCCACACGAGUCACGCGGGUUUUUCCCGCGCCGAAGGAGCAACUGGAAGAUCUCGUGACGGUGAACUUGGUUCUCGAUCCCAUGGGUUUUCCGGUUCCCACGCCGUUUCAGCGCCUGAGCCUGACUAUUCUGAGUCACCUUCUCAUGGGCACGAGCGCGAGUCCCCUCUACCGCGCGCUCACCGAAAGCGGGCUCGGAAAGCAAGUCAUCGGCGGCAUUGAAGACGGUUUGAAGCAUCUGCUCUUCUCCGCCGGGCUAAAGGGUGUGCCACAACAGAGCGAGGGAGGCACGAGUGCCGUGGACAAAAUCGAGGAAAUUGUCUUAGAAUGUCUCGAGAAGCACGCGCGGGAAGGCUUCACAGAUGAGGCGAUCGACGCCUCGAUCAACAGCACGGAGUUCCGACUCCGCGAAUUCAACACGGGCAGUUUUCCUAAGGGCUUGGCCGUCAUUCAAGAGAUGACUGCCGGGUGGACCGAAGAUCGGGACCCGGUUGACGGCCUGCGCUUCGAAGGCCAUUUGGAGGAACUGCGUCGCCGGCUGAAGAGCGGCGAACCGCUUUUCGAAAACCUUCUGAGGAACUACCUGCGCUCGGGCCUCCUGUCUGCUCUGUGCUCUGCUGCGUCGGCCAGGCACUUCAUCGGCAACACUCACCGCGCCACGAUUCACCUGCGGGCGGAUCCCGAUGAAGAGGCGCGAAGAGAGGCGAAAGACAAAGAGGAGAUCGAAGAGGUGGAAGCUUCGCUGUCGAGUGAAGAACUCGACGCCCUCGAAACGCAGACGAUCGAACUGAAAGCGAAACAGAUGGCCGAAGACCCGCCAGAAGCCUUGCGGACGCUACCGACGUUGACUCUCCAGGACGUUGAUGCGGAAGGCGAGGAGAUUCCGACGACGAUCGAGUCUUACCUCGACGGCCGCGCUGCCUUACUGCGCCAUGCUCUCCCCACAGCCGGAAUUCUUUAUGUAGACUUGGCAUUCCCGCUCCACACCUUGACCCUGGAUGAGCUGAGAUACCUCGCCCUCUUUGGUCGUCUUCUGGUCGAAGCAGGCACGUCGACGAAGGACGAGGCAGCCAUUGUACACCACAUUGGCAGAUACACGGGCGGGAUCUCUUCCGUAACAGACAUCCGCACGCUUCAUCCGAACCCGCGGGAAAUCGCUGACCCAUAUCAGUCGGCGGGCUAUUUCAUCAUUAAAGGGAAGGCUCUGAAGUCGCGCAUUCCCGAGUUGUUUUCGACGAUUGCCGAGAUCAUGACCGACGCGAACCUGGGAAAUGGCCGCAGAGGAAAAGAAAUCCUCAAGGAGACGCUUUCAUCCUUGGAAGCAGCCUUCCUCCACUCUGGACAUGCGAUGGCCUCGUCGAGGAUCUUGGCGUCCUUGACUGUCACCGGCUACAUUAGCGAACAAAGACAUGGGCACGCGUAUCUCGAGUUCAUCAAGGACUUGAAGAAACAGGCUGACGAGGACUGGUCUCCAAUCCAGGAGAAACUCGUCACGAUCCGAGAGAAGCUGCUGAAGGCGCAGCGUGAACAGUUGCUGAUCAACUUGACGGGAGACGAGACGACCCUCGAGGCGGCGACUUCGCCGGCGCAUGCAGGCGGGCGGGCACUGGCUGAGGCUGUCCAGGCUCUGCGCACAGGUGCUUCCUCCCAUCACGCGUGUCUCGAUGGCAAGCGAGGAGUUCACCCUUGCCCGUGGGGGGCGGAGCUGAAGAAGAAGCAUGGCCUUCUCCAAGUCAAGGAAGAAGGCACCGUUGGCGAAGGCUUCGUUGUCCCCACGCGGGUGAACUACGUCGGCCUGGGUGGGCGACUCUUCGCUCCGGGCGAGCCUUACGUCGGUGCCUCUGCUGUAGCAGUGCGUGCGCUGUCGACGGGAUACAUCUGGGACAACAUUCGCGUGGUGGGAGGGGCGUACGGCAGCUUCUUUCGCUCGGAUUUCACGGGAACUUUCCUCUUCACGUCCUACCGGGAUCCACAUCUCCGAGACACACUGAAGAGGUACCUGGGGGCGGGUGCUGGGCUUCACCAAUUCGCCGAAAAUUUGGACGAGCGUAGCCUAACGCGUGCCGUCAUCGGCGUUCUUCGCGACCUCGAUCAGCCGACGCCGAACGAUCAGAAGGGCUACCGUGCACUCUGGCAGACCAUUCAGGGCGAAACGAAGGAAGAUAGGCAAAGAUUUCGCAAAGAGGUGCUGCAAACGACCGCAGCCGAUAUUCGCGCGUUCGCUGAUCGACUGGAAGCGCAGCUCGGUGGAGAGGCGCGGAGGCGCCAGUUGGAGGAGGGCUCUCUGCUGGAACGCGAGAGAGUCGCAGCCUCUUCGCUUUCCGCCGACGAGGCGCUGAAGACGCCGAGUCUCGUUUCCGUCGUCGUCGGCAGCAAAACGGCCUUCGACGAAGCUUCGAGGCAAGAUCCUGCGAUCGUCUACAAAAUGAAACGCGUCAUGGGAGACGGCGCAGCAGAUCCGGAAGACUCUGCAUGA
Messenger RNA from Neospora caninum, 3936 nucleotides. Its product is annotated as Mitochondrial presequence protease (Precursor), related. Gene Ontology annotation, molecular function: metal ion binding. Gene Ontology annotation, biological process: protein processing. The coding region runs from base 1 to 3936 and encodes 1311 amino acids. The transcript is spliced from 13 exons. The record is from RefSeq and is a predicted model, not a curated record. NCBI's taxonomy places the organism in Eukaryota, Apicomplexa, Conoidasida, Eucoccidiorida, Sarcocystidae.